This is a messenger RNA of Metschnikowia bicuspidata var. bicuspidata NRRL YB-4993, 1317 nucleotides long. It is a transcript of the gene SHA3, whose product is annotated as putative serine/threonine protein kinase. Gene Ontology annotation, biological process: protein phosphorylation; intracellular signal transduction. The transcript has a single exon. Lineage: Eukaryota; Fungi; Ascomycota; Pichiomycetes; Serinales; Metschnikowiaceae. The record is from RefSeq and is a predicted model, not a curated record. Gene Ontology annotation, molecular function: ATP binding; protein serine/threonine kinase activity. Bases 1 to 1317 code for a protein of 438 amino acids.
AUGGUACUCCACGUGUUGCCGCUUCUUGACCACAAGAAGCUCCUGCCGCCGCCGUCUCCCCACGACCCGCCUGCAGACGGCACCCUCGACGGAUACGUGCUAAACAGCCGGUUUCUCUUCGCCACGAAAAUCGGCGCCGGCUCGUUCGGGCUCAUCUAUUUGGUGCGGGACUUGGCCACCGGCGCCCGCUACGCCGCCAAAAUCGUGUUGGCCGAGCCCAGCCCCACGCCCCGGCCCCGCGGGACGGACGCCAAGGCACAUGUCCAGGACCGGAUAUGCCAGUAUUUUGCGGGCCACCGCCUGCUCCAGGCCCGCGUGCUCAAUCUCCAGGCCGUGGAGAGGGAAGGCGCCAACAUCGCUGCGGUCCGCGAAAUCGCCCUCCAGUUGAAGGUGCGCCAGCACCCCAACGUGGCCACGAUCCACCACGUGCUUGUCCUCGGCGAACACGCCGUGGUGACGUUGAUGGACUACUUCCCGCAGGGCGACUUGUUCCAGAGCAUCAUCGACCGGCGCGUGUUCCUGGCGCCGCCGGCGCACCAGGACAGGCAGCUGCUCAUGAAAAACUGCAUGCUCCAGUUGAUCGACGUGGUGCACUUCUGUGCGCAGAAAAGCGUGUUCCACUGCGACUUGAAGCCCGAGAACGUCAUGGUGUUCUACGACCCGGCCUACCGGCGGCCGGCCGGCAGCAAAGCCGUGGACUACGCGGAGCUCCAGGUGUUCCUAAUAGACUUCGGCUUGGCCAUGUCGUCCGGCCUGAUCUGCUGCAACGUGUGCCGCGGCUCCAGCUUCUACAUGGCGCCCGAGCGGAUCGUCAACUACAACACGUGCGGCCUCGUCAAGUCGCUCAUAGACAUGGAGGAGUUUGCGACGGACGGCCUGGCCCACGCGGAGCUGGCGUCCAAGCUUUUCCCGACGUUGGCCGGCGACGUCUGGUCCUUGGGCGUGUUGUUCGUCAACAUCACGUGCUCCAAGAACCCGUGGCCCAUCGCCAACAUCAACGACCGCCAGGAGGUGUUCCACAACUACAUCGUCAACGACAGCAGCCUCCUCCGCUCCAUCUUGCCCAUUCUGCGCCAGUUCAACCAGGUGCUCAACGAGAUCUUCGUGCUCAACCCCGCGCGCCGCAUCGGCUUGCCGAAGUUGGCCCAGAGGAUCCUUGCCUGCGACUUUUUCGACGACCCGGCGCUGUUCAACGAGCAGUUGUACACGCCCCCGGCCGAGUACUCGCCGUUGGCCACGGAGCCUGUUUCUGUCUGCACGGAGAUGGGCCUGAGCAAAGCGUCCCUCCAUACGUUCGGCUGCCCGACCCACGGCUGA